This is a messenger RNA of Hypoxylon fragiforme, 1345 nucleotides long. RefSeq lists its product as uncharacterized. NCBI's taxonomy places the organism in Eukaryota, Fungi, Ascomycota, Sordariomycetes, Xylariales, Hypoxylaceae. The record is from RefSeq and is a predicted model, not a curated record. The transcript is spliced from 2 exons. Gene Ontology annotation, molecular function: gamma-glutamylcyclotransferase activity. Bases 571 to 1179 code for a protein of 202 amino acids.
CGAAUUACGGGCGGGGUGUGGGGCUAAAGUCCGGCGUCCGGGCGUUACCCCAAACUCUAUAAAGUCCUCAAUCUCCUAAUUUAAGGUAAUUUGGUACUUGUACAGUUGUAUCGAUCCCUAACUCUCUCUUGGCCCCCUUGGCAACAAGUAACAAGGACCCUUAGUUAUACCACACAAUAUUCCAUCAAAUCUUGAUAUUCCAUAAUACUACACUACUAGAUCGAUUAGGAUACGGCGUAAGUACGACGACGCCGCCCGACCCCCCAGCCGAUUUCAGAUCCUACCCUUCCCACCAUCUGCCAACCUGAUUUGUUGGCGAGUACCGAAUUAGAACCUUGCCAAGCAUUCCCGCCAAGGGUGGACUAUUCCUUGCAUGCAGCAUUUGACCAGGGACCCCCGUAAAAAUCACCAAUAACGAACAACGGUCCAUCCAGCAAUUCAACGUCUGCUCUCUCUUCAACAAUAACUAGGGUUACUACCCGUGCCGUACAGUUGCAUACAAAUCUGGUUGAGAAGAAAAUAAAAAAAACCUGGUACACACACGUAAGCAAAGAUAAACACAAAACGAUCAUGGAGAUGCCGGGUGACAAGGUUGGUGGCGGCGAUAAGAAUGAGGUCUUCUACUUCGCUUACGGCUCCAAUCUCUCUUCAACCCAGAUGCGCGCCCGAUGUCCCAGUGCUGAAGCUGUCGGCCUUGCGUUCUUGCCAAGUUGGUCGUGGCUUAUAAAUGAGAGGGGGUACGCCAAUAUCGUGCCGCUGUUACCCUCUUCUUCAGCUUCUCGUAUUUUUCUUUCUUCGCCACCUUCACCUUCACUUACAUCAUCAGCUGUUGCUAAAGAGGGGGUAGGUGAAGAAGGCGUAUACGGUGUUUUGUACCGUCUACCUUUCCACGACGAGAAAACUCUAGAUCGCUAUGAAGGCGUGCCGUGGGCAUAUGAGAAGCUGUAUCUUGACGCUGCUUUGAUUACGAAGCUAACUGUUGCCGGCGCAUCAGACGGAGAACAAAAAACGAACACGGUUCGCAUCCUUGCGUAUGUUGACAGGAAGAGAAUAUCACCAGGUACUCCGAACUUGGAGUACGUCGGCCGUAUGAAUCUCGGCAUUAAGGAGGCCACGGAAGAAUGGGACCUACCACAGAAAUUUGUCGAUGAGGUUAUAAGGCCCUUUAUUCCCGCGUAGCACAGAAAUAUUUCAAGACGAGAAAUUACUCAGCUAGAACGUAGAUACCUAGAUAGAACAGGAUAAGGCAUCAUAGUUUGACUGACGAGGCAAAAUCACUUGCAAUAGCAUCAUAGAGUACCUAACGAUAAAAUGAGUUAUCUGAUUCCACCCAUCUAAGCAUAGG